CCCCGCCUUCUUGUGUGAUGCCCUUCCCUCUAUAUUUCAGAUUUUCUCUCCCCCCCCCCCCUUGCUAGACCCGGAAAGCCCCGAGGGUGGGAGAUCCGGGGAGAAUGUCUUCACCCUGCCAUAGCCCGCUACGUCCAUCCGUCCGUCUGUCCACUCCCACCCGCUUCACUGUCUUCAAUCCCCCCCACACUCUAGAGGGCGGGUGGGCAGGCGGGAGCCGCACCGACCUCUGCCUCGAGGCUCCGGACUCGGCCCCCGCCCUCUUCUGACUCCCCGGAUCUCCCUCUCCCGCCCGCCCUCGGGAUCGACUAGAUCCCUCCCCCUCCCCGAGGAUUCCGGCUGGAUCCCUGCCCCUGCACCGCGGAUUCUGCGCUCCGGGCCCCGGGCCCCUGGGGAUUGCUGUGGACUCCUCCUCCAGCGCUCGAUCCCUUAGGAUCUUCCGCCUGUACCGCCUCCUGGUCCCUCGAAGCCGGCCCAGAGAGCCAGUGGAUCUUCAAUCUAGCCCUGUCCCGUUGCUCCCUCCUGGCUCAACCUUCCCCACUGCGGGGUUCCCUGUUCUUGAGCUCUCUCUGACCCUAUACCCUAGCUUUCCUUUUCCUGGGGAUCGACUGGAUCCCGGCCCCGCCCCCCGGGGCUGGGGCGAUCCCCCUCCCCCGCCGGGUGAGGCGCUGCAGGCGGGGGCUGGGCCUGCGGGGCCGCGGGGGCUCAGAGGCCGCCGCCCCCCUUCUGAAGCCCGUCAGCCCCCGACUCGGAGCCCUGGAUGGAGGCACCACGGCCCCAGGGCUGAUCCAGGUAGGAGCUAAGCCAGGCUGGGUGGAGGGGGCUGCGCGGUGGUCCGUUGGGGUCUUCCUCCUCCCAUAUUCCUCCCUGCGCCUGGUUUCCCCCAGCCUGCUCUGUCUGCGUGUCUCCGCCUAGGGAUGCUCUCGCCGUGUCUCUGCGUCUUGGUCUCUUUGUCUCUGCCUCUCUCCAGUCCAUGAAUGAUCCUUUGAAUGGGCCCACAGACCCCGUGUGUUCCCAUCUCCCCCUCCCCCUCCUUCUCCCCUUCCCGGCCAAGCCAUUUUCCCCACUGCAGGAAGGGGGGGGGGGCUGCGGCCUGAGCCCCCGUCCCUCAACUCUCCUCGGUUGGGGGAGUCAGGCCUGGGCUGGAAUGGAAGAGCAAAGCAGAGGGAUCCGGAGGAGGGGGAGCAAGAUGUAGCAGAGAUGGAGAGAGAAAAUGGGGGAGAGAGAAAUAGAGAAAGGAGAGAGAGAGAGAGAGAGAGAGAGAGAGAGCGAGCACUUGAGGGAGAAAAUCAGAGAAGGUAUUUGGAGGAGAGAGCGAUGAGAAACACCAAGGAGACAGAAAUGAGAAAAGACCGAGAGGUGAGAGACUGAAGGCAAGAGCUGGAGCAAGCCGGUUAAGCCUAGAAAAGAUGCUCUUAGGGACCCUGUGCAGAGGAGAAAGAUGGUGGGAGGGCUCUAGUGGGAGGGAAGAGAGAAAAGCUUGUUGGAGGAGAGGAGGCAAGGGGCCCAAAGUACCUUAAGGUGACUGAGGCAGGCCAUGUUGGGAAGAGGGAGGAGGGACAGCAAGGCCCAGCCUGGCAUAGGAAGAGAAGAUGGGGUGGGGGGAGUCCACUCCAAACCCCCUUCAGGUGAUGGGAGAACAGAAGCCUAAAAGGGCCUGAAAAGGGGGAGGGCAUGACUGGGUGUGAGUGGUGAGGACUCCUGUGUCCCCAUCUCUAGAAUAAAUUGACACCUGCAGAGAGCCACCCGCGGGCUGGCGCCUGGCUCUGAAAAACCCGGCGUCAGCAAACAGCCCUGGAGACUGGGGGGGGGGGUGCUAAAAGGGGGGGCUUGCUGAAAUCACCUGGGUGUCUGCCCCUUCUACCUCUUCAGUGGUCCUGCCCCUGCUGCCUUGAUCAUCCAGGCUGGCAAGGGGAAGGGGAGGGAGGGCUAAUGGAAGGGAUGAGAAGAAACCUGAGGUCAAGAUGCAGAGCAGAGCAACCCCAGAUGGGGUCUAAGGCUGUAGAGAUGAUGUGAGGGGUAAGCCAGUAGGCUUAUCUGAGAAGCCCACCUCAGCACAGCUCCUGUCCCCUCACCUGCCAGAGACCUGGACAGUAGGGUUAGGCUCUGAUUGGCUAAGUGGGAUGGGGGGGGGCAUCUCUUUUAGGAUUCUCUGUUCUAGACUACCCUUCCCCUAAUAUAUACUUCCUCUCUGCUAAGAUUAGCUGGAUUAGCAUUGUGGCUCAUGCCUCUGCCCUCCCUCUCAUGGCCUGAAUGGACCCUUCAACCAAGCAAGCCCCUUCCCCUCUUCCUCUAGACCACCCCCCUCCAGGGUUAAAGCUGCAGCCCGUUGCCGAGGUAACAUUGCGGGGCAGCAUCCUGUCGCCCAGCAACCGGCUGCAGGAUCAUGCAUCUGUCCCUGGAUUUGCCCCUUCAGCAUCCCCUCCUCACUUUAACCCCGGCUUUGGGCACCCCAACUUUUAAGGGAAGACAUGGAAGGGCCUGAGGAGAAAGGGCUUUCCAAGUGCACAGGUCUUUAGGGAAUGAUGGGGACAGAAAGCACUGGGGUUUGUAGUUCUAGAAGGCCCAGCGUCUGGCCUGGGGUGGGGGUUCAGCGCCAUGAAAUUACAGCUCAGGAGUAAUUAACACGUAUAAACAAACCCGCCACUUCCUGCUAAUUAAUGACUUGGUAUUUUUAUUUUCUCUUCCUUGUCUGUCUCAUUGUCUCCCAGGGAAGUGGGGACUGGGACGCCUGAGUCCCUAGGGGGAGCCUGCCUGGGAGGGAUAGAGGCAGGAAAGAGGCACUCUGAAUCUGGGAAGCUGAAGCUCCCUCCUCGGACCCUGCCCUGAACAUUUAUUUACCAUAUCUGACUCCACCCCAAACUUGGGUCUCUGCGGAGGGGAAGAGGACAGUUGGGGGAAGGGGGUCGGGCCUGCCUGUACCUUCUUCUACCUUCUUCCCCUUCCCCACCCCUUACCCCCUCCAUGGAGAGAAAUAGACUCCUCUUCUGUCCCUUCUAACCCAGGUCCCUACCCGUCCCCCUCCUCCUUCCUUUCCCCGCCCCCUCCUCCCUCCUGGGGCGAGGGGGGCCUCCCUCCCUCUCCCCCCCUUCUCUCUCUCUCCGAGGGGGGGGAUCAGGGGAGGGAGGGGGGGUCCCCCAAUCAGCAUGUGGCUCCUGGCGUUGUGUCUGGUGGGGCUGGCUGGGGCUCAACGGGGAGGAGGGGGUCCCGGCGGCGGCGCCCCAGGCGGCCCAGGCCUGGGCCUCGGCAGCCUCGGGGAGGAGCGCUUCCCGGUGGUGAACACAGCCUACGGGCGAGUGCGCGGUGUGCGGCGCGAGCUCAACAACGAGAUCCUGGGUCCGGUCGUGCAGUUCUUGGGCGUGCCCUACGCCACGCCGCCCUUGGGCGCCCGCCGCUUCCAGCCGCCUGAGGCACCGGCCUCGUGGCCCGGCGUGCGCAACGCCACCACCCUGCCGCCCGCCUGCCCGCAGAACCUGCACGGGGCCCUGCCGGCCAUCAUGCUGCCUGUGUGGUUCACCGACAACUUGGAGGCGGCUGCCACCUACGUGCAGAACCAGAGCGAGGACUGCCUGUACCUCAACCUCUACGUGCCCACUGAGGACGGUCCGCUCACAAAAAAACGUGACGAGGCGACGCUCAAUCCGCCAGACACAGAUAUCCGGGAUUCUGGGAAGAAACCAGUGAUGCUGUUUCUACAUGGCGGCUCCUACAUGGAGGGCACUGGGAACAUGUUCGACGGCUCAGUCCUGGCUGCCUAUGGCAAUGUCAUCGUAGCCACGCUCAACUACCGUCUUGGGGUGCUCGGUUUUCUCAGCACUGGUGACCAGGCUGCAAAAGGCAACUAUGGGCUCCUGGACCAGAUCCAGGCCCUGCGCUGGCUCAGUGAAAACAUUGCCCACUUUGGAGGUGACCCUGAGCGCAUCACCAUCUUUGGGUCUGGUGCGGGGGCCUCCUGUGUCAACCUGCUGAUCCUCUCCCACCAUUCAGAAGGACUGUUCCAGAAGGCCAUUGCUCAGAGUGGCACCGCCAUUUCCAGCUGGUCUGUCAACUAUCAGCCGCUCAAGUACACGCGGCUGCUGGCAGCUAAAGUGGGCUGUGACCGGGAGGACAGCACCGAGGCUGUGGAGUGUCUACGCCGGAAGUCUUCCCGAGAGCUAGUGGACCAGGAUGUACAGCCUGCCCGCUACCACAUUGCCUUUGGGCCUGUGGUGGACGGCGACGUAGUCCCUGAUGACCCCGAGAUCCUCAUGCAACAGGGAGAAUUCCUCAACUAUGACAUGCUCAUCGGUGUCAACCAGGGAGAGGGCCUCAAGUUCGUGGAGGACUCUGCAGAGAGUGAGGAUGGCGUGUCUGCCAGCGCCUUUGACUUCACCGUCUCCAACUUUGUGGACAACUUGUACGGGUACCCAGAGGGCAAGGACGUGCUUCGAGAGACCAUUAAGUUCAUGUAUACGGACUGGGCUGACCGGGACAAUGGCGAGAUGCGGCGGAAGACCCUGCUGGCACUCUUUACUGACCAUCAGUGGGUAGCCCCAGCUGUGGCCACUGCCAAGCUGCAUGCCGACUACCAAUCCCCUGUCUACUUUUACACCUUUUACCACCACUGCCAGGCUGAAGGCCGGCCAGAGUGGGCUGAUGCCGCGCACGGGGAUGAGCUCCCCUACGUCUUUGGUGUGCCCAUGGUGGGCGCCACUGAUCUUUUCCCCUGCAACUUCUCCAAGAAUGACGUCAUGCUCAGCGCAGUGGUCAUGACCUACUGGACCAACUUCGCCAAGACCGGUGACCCCAACCAGCCCGUGCCACAGGACACCAAGUUCAUCCACACCAAGCCCAACCGCUUUGAAGAGGUGGUGUGGAGCAAGUUCAACAGCAAGGAAAAGCAGUACCUGCACAUCGGCUUGAAACCACGCGUGCGCGACAACUACCGCGCCAACAAGGUGGCCUUCUGGCUGGAGCUCGUGCCUCACCUGCACAACCUUCACACGGAGCUUUUCACCACCACCACUCGCCUGCCUCCCUAUGCCACACGCUGGCCGCCUCGCACACCUGGCCCUGGCACUUCCGGCACACGCCGUCCUCCCCCACCUGCCACUCUGCCACCUGAGUCUGAUAUUGACCCGGGCCCACGGGCCUAUGACCGCUUCCCUGGUGACUCGAGGGACUAUUCCACGGAGUUGAGCGUCACUGUGGCCGUGGGAGCUUCCCUCCUCUUCCUCAACAUCCUUGCCUUUGCCGCCCUCUACUACAAGCGGGACCGGCGACAGGAGCUUCGGUGCAGGCGGCUUAGCCCACCGGGAGGCUCAGGCUCAGGUGUGCCUGGUGGGGGUCCCCUGCUUCCCUCUGCUGGCCGAGAGCUACCCCCAGAGGAGGAGCUGGUGUCACUGCAGCUGAAGCGGGGUGGUGGUGUUGGGGCGGACCCUGCUGAGGCCCUGCGCCCUGCCUGUCCACCCGACUAUACCCUGGCUUUGCGCCGGGCACCGGACGAUGUGCCUCUCUUGGCCCCUGGGGCCCUGACCCUGCUGCCCAGUGGCCUGGGGCCCCCACCCCCACCCCCACCUCCUUCCCUCCAUCCCUUUGGGCCCUUCCCACCACCUCCUACUGCUACCAGCCACAACAACACGCUACCCCAUCCCCACUCCACCACUCGGGUAUAGGGGGCGGCUUGGGGAGGGCUACCUCCCUAACCCUCCCCAGCCCAGGCCACUUGAAGGCAGGGAGGAGGACUUGGCACCGGGCUCUUCCCCUGUGGAUUUGUCAAACGUCAUGGAGCAGCGCUAAGGUGGACAUGGGAUUCCUCACGGCGAUGCGAGUUUUUCCCAUGCAGAGAAGCCCAUUCUCUUCUCUGGACCUGGGCCUUUGAACACCUGGGGCUAUUUUUGCCCUCCGAUGGGACACCAGUCUUCGGUGUGUGGAAAUGUGGAAGUCUUUUUUUUCCCAUGUGGAGGUGUGCUCUCCUCAUGAGGAGGUGUUUUCCCAUGUGCAGGGUGAGGGUUUUUGUUUUUGUUUUUGCCACCCUGGACACAUGUUGGCCCCCUUGAAGAAUUUCUGCGGGAAUUUGUA
This is a messenger RNA of Alexandromys fortis (reed vole), 6060 nucleotides long. RefSeq names its product neuroligin 2 (gene Nlgn2). The record is from RefSeq and is a predicted model, not a curated record. The transcript is spliced from 9 exons. Bases 3147 to 5654 code for a protein of 835 amino acids. Gene Ontology annotation, biological process: neuron cell-cell adhesion; postsynaptic membrane assembly; presynaptic membrane assembly. Gene Ontology annotation, cellular component: postsynaptic specialization membrane; synapse; cell surface. NCBI's taxonomy places the organism in Eukaryota, Metazoa, Chordata, Mammalia, Rodentia, Cricetidae. Gene Ontology annotation, molecular function: signaling receptor activity; neurexin family protein binding.